UCUGACCUUCCUGGGAUCUUUGACCUUGGCCCUGGAGCCCCAGAGUGGCCUGCAUCGACUCAAAGCAAACUUCUUAAAACUCGUGAAUCGUUGGUGCAGUGAGGUCUGCCCCAGCGCCCCCCAUGGGAUCGGUGUGGUGAGCACGCGGGGUGCACCGAGCAUGUGGGAAGGCAGGUGCCGUGGAUCAUGCCACCAGCACCCAGUGCUGCUGCCGGCGGCCGCACCCACCCGCGCCCAUGGCCCGAACGGGCCCGUCGCUCUCCAGCGCCUUCGACAUUCUAGGUGCCGCAGGCCAGGACAAGCUGCUGUAUCUUAAGCACAAGCUGAGGAGCCUGCACCCGGGCUGCCGGGGGGCGGGCCUCCUACACGCCAUGGUGCUCCUGAAGCUGGGCCAGGAGACGGAGGCCAGGAUCUCCCUGGAGGCGCUGAAGGCGGACGCGGUGGCCCGGCUCGUGGCCCACCAGUGGGCGGGCGCGGACAGCGCCGAGGCCCCGGAGGAGCCCCCGGACUUGCCCUGGGCCGUUGCCAGGGUCUACCACCUGCUGGCCGAGGAGAAGCUGUGCCCGGCCUCCAUGCGGGACUCAGCCUACCAGGCAGCCCUCCAGACCUUCAGCUCCAGGGACGACCAGCGGCUGCCGGAGCUCCAGGGCGAGGCCCGGGAUCGCUGUGGCUGGGGGAUCGCCGGGGCCCCCGGGGUCUUCCAGCCCCUUCGCUCCGAUCAGGGCUGCCUCCCGCCAUCCUCGGCAUCCCCCUCGGGCACCCGCAGCCUCCCGAAGCCCAUUGAGAGCCCCUCGGGCUGGAGCAGAGGGUGUUCCCUGAGAUCCACCGGCAGUCCCGCCUCCUUGGCCAGCAAUCUGGAAAUUAGCCAGUCGCCCACCGUGCCCCUUCUCAGCCAGCCCCGCACCGGUCACGUGCCCAGCAGGCUGUGUGAGGAGACCCAGGCGGGCCCGGAGCCCGAACCUGCCUCCAUGGGCUGCCAGGAACCUGAGGAGGUGAGCUGGCCGCCAUCGGACGACGCUGUCAACCCUUCGCCUGGGGAGAUAGCCAGCCCUCCGUCUGGGGAGACGGAAGGCCCCUCACCGGAAGGCCCCUCGCUAGAGGGCCCCUCAUCCGGGGAGACUGCCAGCCCCCAGAUGCCACCAGACAGCCCGGCCCCUAGACUUCCCGAGGUGGUCCCAGAUGUGAGCCCUGUGGGCCAGCCGGACCCCCCGAAAGCUCUGGAAACGGGCAGCCACUACCCGGUGGAGUGCAGCGAUAGGCUGGGAGCCCCCACGUCUCUCCCGGUGCCUUCCAGAAACACGUGUCCUGACAAGGACCCGACCCCACUCUCACGCCCUGUAGAAGACACUGCUUCCCAGAGCCCACUCCCCUGCCCACCGCCCCCCUCGGCCCCAAGGACGUCGGCGCCCUGCCCAUCCCCAUCCCCGUCCAUCCCUUCGUCGGCUUCCCCUGCCGCCUGGAGCCCCUGUCCCCCGCCCCCUGAGCUGGAGUCGGAGCAGAAAUUCUACAACUUUGUGAUCCUGCACGCCGGAGCCGAUGAGGACAUUGCCCUGCGCGUCCGAGAGAGGCUGGAGGCCCUGGGCGUCCCCGACGGGGCCACCUUCUGCGAGGACUUCCAGGUGCCCGGGCGCGGGCAUCUGCACUGCCUGCAGGACGCCAUCGACCACUCGGCCUUCACGCUGCUGCUGCUCACCCCCAACUUCGACUGCCAGCUGGGCCUGCACCAGGCCGGCCAGUCGCUGAUGAACAGCCUCACGCGGCGCGAGCGCCAGGACUGCGUGAUCCCCUUCCUGCCGCGGGAGAGCUCGCUGGAGCAGCUCAGCGCGCACACGCGCGGCCUGCUCACCAGCCUGGUGUGGCUGGACGAGCGCUCCCAGAUCUUCGCCAGGAAGGUGGCCAACACCUUCAAGCCGCAGAGGCUGCGGGCCCGCAGGGAGCACUGGCGGAGGGAGCAGCACCUGCGCGCGCUGCAGGAGGAGCGCCAGCAGCUGGAGGGCGAGCGGCAGCGGGUCUCAGCGCUCAACGCCGCCUACUCGGCCUAUUUCCAGAGCCACUCGGCCUGGCAGGCGCAGAUGGAGACGCUCCGGGUGGCCUUCGGGAGCCAUAUGCCCUUCGGGACCCCGGGGCCUCUGGGAGCGCCCCCGCCCUUUCCCUCCUGGCUGGGCCAGCAGCCGCCGCCGCCCCCCGCGCCUCCGUGGCCGGGCGGCGCCCCCGCAGCCGCCUUCCCGCAGCCCCCCGCGCCCCCCCAGAGCCCGGGGCUGCAGCCCCUCAUCAUCCACCACGCGCAGAUGGUGCAGCUGGGCCUCAACAACCACAUGUGGAACCAGAGGGGGACCCAGGCGCCCGAGGACAAGACGCAGGGCGCCGAGUGACCGACGACCCCGGCCUGGGGGGGGGGGGCGCCCCCUCCGCCCCCCACCGUGCCCAGGGAGGGCGGAGGAGCGCGACGUCAUCUGCAACUUUCAGGACAUCGCUGGGGCGACCUUCAUCUCUCCGGAAAUCGUGCAAAAUGGGCCCCGAUGACUUUCUGGGGCGCAAGGGGGGACCCGGAAUUGGAGGUGGCAUUUACAGAUUCUCACCUGGGUGCUGGUGGCGGUGGGGAGCG
Molecule: messenger RNA, 2605 nt
Organism: Hyaena hyaena (striped hyena)
Lineage: Eukaryota; Metazoa; Chordata; Mammalia; Carnivora; Hyaenidae
Gene: TICAM1
Product: toll like receptor adaptor molecule 1
Exons: 2
Coding region: 237-2372 (711 amino acids)
Biological process (GO): positive regulation of natural killer cell activation; lipopolysaccharide-mediated signaling pathway; positive regulation of myeloid dendritic cell cytokine production
Molecular function (GO): protein kinase binding
Source: RefSeq, a predicted model, not a curated record